This is a messenger RNA of Paramacrobiotus metropolitanus, 2159 nucleotides long. RefSeq lists its product as uncharacterized. The record is from RefSeq and is a predicted model, not a curated record. NCBI's taxonomy places the organism in Eukaryota, Metazoa, Tardigrada, Eutardigrada, Parachela, Macrobiotidae. The transcript is spliced from 3 exons. Bases 867 to 1751 code for a protein of 294 amino acids.
CGUAGAUUUUGAAUGCCUCCGGGACAAAAUAAAUCCUUUCUUGGAACCAGCUGUGCUUCGCUAGCUUUCCCCGUUCAGGUUACUCCGCGGCGGUUCUGGCAUUCACGUCGAACUGUCGAAGUACGAGUAAUGAGCAAUGAGCAUAGCUCUGCGCUUGAAAACUGUUCUGCGUGCAACCACCAAAAGGCUUCGAUUAUAGAUACAACAAUGUCUACGUAGAACGGUAGAUGCUUUUUUGAAUUCUCCGUAUGACAAGACUGAACGCCGGUGUUUCAGUUGUUUUGUCUUUGCUUUCCCGGUCGUCUUACUCUCGCUUUCUUAUCUCUGACUCUCGCUCUCCCUUACUUUUUGAAUAUUUCCGAUGCCUGCCUUAUUCAAUUUCCAGAACGUCGACUUCCCCACGGGUCUGGACGUCCGCGACAAAGCCUCCGGGCUGUUCCACUGCGGUUUUGUCAGCGACGCCACCGAAACGACACUCACGCUCGAUUUCCAAUCCCCCCUCAAACUCCCCGCCAUAUUCCCCCUGGAGCAGGUCUUCGAGAAGGGCGGAGAUUUUGAUGAUGAAGAUGACUUAAAAGAGCAUCUCACCAGCGGCACACAGGUCGAAGUGCCGUUGUAAUUAAUCGGACGAGGCGCCCAUCACCUGGUACCCAGGGAAAAUUGUUAUAGGCGAAGCGGACGCCUACGCAAUCGUCGAAUUCGACGUUGACGAUGACAGAGAGAAGAAUAAAACCAAAGUUAAGGAACUGUUCCAUCCGGAUCUCCUGCGCAACUCCAAGGAGGAACGGACCCCCGUAGAUGCAGGGACGUUCCGUCGGACGGAGAUCCCUUUGAAGAAGACGCUGGUGGAGAAGCUGGAGGCGUUGAUGAAGAGGAAGAAGGGAGCGGAGCGGUUGCAUGAGAUGUGGAAGGCGCGCGGGGUGUGUCGCGCUGAUGUGGAUGCGCACCGGGCGCUGCUGAUUUUCCGCAGCGGAAAGGAUGAUCUGGAUGAGGCGUUUGUGGAGGAGACGGUGGAGAGUGUCGAGAAGAAGGGGACGAAGCGGGAUGCAGAGGGGCAGGAGAAGGGAUGUGCUUCCGAGACGAGCAAGGGCGAUGCCGAAACAUGCCAUCCAUCCAAAACCCACGUGACCCUCAGUAAGGCGACCUUGGGAGGCUUUUCGCGAGGAUUCAAUUACUGCCAGGACGUGGAUGCCACUACGAAGGAGGUCACCUUCGAGGGCGGGGCGUCCGACCGUAACGACGGAUGGCUACUGCACUGCACAUUGGGCAUUCUCUUCGGCAAGGACAUCCAUCUAGACAAGUUGACACUUUCCAAGACAUACCCGAUUUUCGGCGAUAUCGUCGAGAACACCGAGGACACCCUAAAAAUCAACGCCCGCUUGGCGGCGGUGGCCCAGAAGCCGGUUAUCCGGGAAUGCAAGGUCUCGCAGUUCAUUUAUUCCGUCAAAAAUGUGUCGUCGGGUCUGGUGGACACGGAGGCGGUGGUGGAGGAGGCCGAGUUGGAGCUGCAUGGGGAGGACGCCGUGAGCAGGGCGUUGACCGUGUUUGAGGAGGUUGUGGAGGAAGUGGAGGAGCGCCUUAAGGAACGGCUGAAGAAGGGAUUCAAGAAGUAUCCUGAAAAAUCGGUGAAGAUUCUAAAAAAGUGGGAACCAAAGCGUUUCUGUGAACUGAAAGAGGCGGAUUUAAAAAGUGUGGUUGUUUCAUCGCUGAAGAAAUUGACACAGAUGGCGAUCCUUUACACAUUCUUGUGAUGUUUCGAAAUCUCGAAUCUCGUAGCUCAUCUGUCGACAUUCUCUUCUCUGCUCCAUGGAUCUGCGCGAGAUCUGUUUUCAUGCAUUUAUUUUAGCCUGUUCAGGAAUUGCCAAUUUUUAAUUUUAUUUGAUUUUAUUUGCAUAUGAAACGGCAAUAAGUAGUGAUAAGAAAAUUAAUGUUUAUAUUCGAUUUAAAAUGUUUUUGUUAAUUCUAGAAUCUCGGGUACAGUAUUGGUUUUUCGGUGAUGCCUGUGGUUUACAUCCCGGUAAAUAUAUUUUUAUUUUUGUGAUUUCGCGAUUAAUUAUUUUACUCAUGGAUCACUUAUGAGCAAGCGAUCCUGCUUUUUUCUGGGCACGUUACCCGGCAUAUUUUAUGCCGCUUCGAUAAGUGAACGAAAUAAACGAAUU